CCGUGUCCGGCGUUCCUGCCUCGUAAGAAUGUCGGAAAUGUCGGCUAUGAACAGAAAGGUGCUACAGACUCUCGCCGAGGGGAUCUCUAAGCAAGUGGAGCACUUCAGUAAAUCGGAGGCCGAGUGCCUUAUCCGGGAGUUUACCGUGCUCCUCGGGGAGCCUGCUACCCCGGGAAGAGCAGUCACGGGCCUGGACAGAGGGAAGUUCAGGAGCAUCCUGCACAACAUCUUUGGGAUGACAGACGACAUGAUCAUGGACGGAGUCUUCAGGACAUUUGACAAAGACAAUGACAGCUUUGUGAGUAUAAAAGAGUGGAUUGAAGGACUGUCUGUUUUCCUUCGAGGAACCUUGGAUGAAAAAAUAAAAUACUGCUUCCAUGUGUACGACUUGAAUGGUGACAAUUACAUCUCAAGGGAGGAGAUGUUUCACAUGCUGAAGAACAGCCUCAUCAGACAGCCCACAGAGGAGGACCCUGACGAAGGAAUCAAAGAUCUGGUGGAGAUCACACUCAAGAAAAUGGACCAUGACCAUGAUGGUAGGCUGUCUUUUGCUGACUUUGAAAAGGCAGUGAGAGAUGAGAAUCUAUUACUUGAAGCUUUUGGAACCUGCCUUCCUGACACCACGAGUAUUGAGACAUUUGAGCAGCAUGUAUUUCAGGAACAUCUGGAAUCAUGAAGAAUCAUAUUCAUGUGAAUUUUCAACUGCGCCCUCUUUAAUAGAAAG
Molecule: messenger RNA, 724 nt
Organism: Xiphias gladius (swordfish)
Lineage: Eukaryota; Metazoa; Chordata; Actinopteri; Istiophoriformes; Xiphiidae
Gene: efcab1
Product: EF-hand calcium binding domain 1
Exons: 6
Coding region: 29-676 (215 amino acids)
Molecular function (GO): calcium ion binding
Source: RefSeq, a predicted model, not a curated record